[Candida] anglica is the source of this 684-nucleotide messenger RNA. NCBI's taxonomy places the organism in Eukaryota, Fungi, Ascomycota, Pichiomycetes, Serinales, Debaryomycetaceae. The record is from the annotation of a GenBank genome assembly.
UCUUUAGUUAAUACUAUCUAUCACGAUAACAUGAGUGCCUCAGCAAAUAAAGAAUUUAAAGACAUACCCACAAAAUAUAUCGACCCACUCGCACCUAAGGAUGUUGGUGAGGGAUACCGUGUGAAUGGUAAGGAAUGGAAAAUCAAGAAAGAUGCCUUUCGUGUGAAAACUAUUGGUGUUACUAAAUUAAGCACAUUCCAAUUACGUGAACAAAAGAGACUUGAAGAAAAGCAAUACAAGACCCGUUUGAAUGACUUGAAGAAGGAAAAGGAUGAUACCAAGCAAGCACGUAUAGCCGACUUGAAGAGAAGAAGAGAAAUCAAGGAAGAAAAGGAAAGAUACACAAAGAUGGCUGAAAAGAUGCAUGCCAAGAAGGUGGAACGUAUGAGAAAGAGAGAAAAGAGAAACAAGUUGUUGAAGGAACGUUAAGUGUAUACGUUCUGAUAUUAGCUUUGAAAUGGUGGUGGUGGUUGGAUACUAGUCAGUCUAAGACUCUAGUUGCAUUGGCAUAAAUGAUAGAAAAAAGAGAAAAAAAGAAAGAAAAACAAAUGCAUGGAAAUAUUUUGAAAAGAAACAGCCUUAGGAAAUUACUUUUUUUUUGUUGACUCUUAAUUGAACGUUCCUUUCAUUCGAUAUCUCCAUAAAUUGUAUUUAGAGAAAAGAAAAGAAUGAAUAACGGGGAGG